Cicer arietinum (chickpea) is the source of this 1157-nucleotide messenger RNA. Its product is annotated as protein Iojap, chloroplastic. Gene Ontology annotation, molecular function: ribosomal large subunit binding. Lineage: Eukaryota; Viridiplantae; Streptophyta; Magnoliopsida; Fabales; Fabaceae. Gene Ontology annotation, biological process: negative regulation of translation; negative regulation of ribosome biogenesis. The record is from RefSeq and is a predicted model, not a curated record.
UCGUUUCAUUUCGCUAUCUUUCUAUUUCGUGAAUAUCUCUUUUUUUUUGCCGCGACAAAAUGCUUCCGUCUUCCACUCUCCUAUCCCUCGCCGGACCCGGCGUUCCGGCCUCCUUUUCCGGCGAAAUGGGUCAUCCCGAAACCAAGUAUUCUUCAAAACCCAGAAAGGUUUUCAGUAGUUUGUCCAAAAAUGUUAUUCCUUUACAACGGCACAGCAUCAAUGGUUUGAGUUUGAAAAAGAGGAACUCACUUUUGAGCUUUGCAUUCGGUAAAGAAGCCAAGGACAAUUCUUUCUCGGAUGUAGGUGAAGAAGAUACCGAUGAGAUGUAUGAUGAAUUAUUAAAUAAUUAUGGAAAAGUGGUAUAUAAGAGAAAAGACCAAAAGCCUGCAAGUGCAGAGAUUGACGAUGAUGCUGAAAGCCUAUCAUUUGCUGUGGAAAUGGCGACAGUUGCAAGUGAGGUUAAGGCAGGGGAUAUAAAGGUAUUGUUUGUGAAGCCACUUGUUUACUGGACUCGAUUUUUUAUCAUAGCUACGGCAUUUUCUCGUCCCCAAAUUGAUGCUAUCGGGUCGAGAAUAAGAGAUCGAGCUGAAAAGAAAUAUGGUAAAAUUCCAAAUGGGGACACAAAACCCAACUCAUGGACCCUAUUGGACUUCGGUGAUGUUGUUGUCCACAUAUUUCUUCCCCCACAAAGAGAGUUCUAUAAUUUGGAAGAGUUUUAUGCUAAUGCAACAGCGGUAGAGCUGCCUUUUGAAAAUCAACCACCAUUUCGCGGUUGAGGGAAACCUAUGAUUCAUUCGACGAUGCAGAAAGUCGAUUAAUUGAGAUAGCUUUGAGAUGACCAAUAAUUGUUGCCGGUUUCGGUCUGUUUACUGUAUGAUGUAAACAAUUCUAUACACUUAUCCACACAAGACUUUUCUUGGGUGAAGAGUGAAGGCUCAUUCCAUUGCACAAAGGAAAAGGACAGAAUCAAUCAAUUCAAUGCAUUUAGUUUCUUUCUUAGCAUGGUAUCUCUACUAAGAAAAUUGUAAUAGACGGGGUUUGGAUAGAGGGUUGUAAACUAGGAAUCUAGAUUAGAAUUGUUUGUAUUUCUCAACUGAUAUUGUGAAUCUAUCUAUAUUUAUUUGGUAUAGUUUGAAAUUAUUUAUUGUUCUCUAAAA